AUGGGCCGUCUUAAAGUUACCAUCAUUUCAGCAAGAGAUCUCGAAGGAAAGGACGUUGGAGGUACAUCAGAUCCCUAUGUGAAAGCCACCGUGGCAGGAGUGACUCACAAAACCGAUCAUGUCAACAAGACUUGUAAUCCAACCUGGAACACAACUCUCUUCUUUGAUAUUCCUCCCACAGUGAAUGCUGCCACAGAAUCGAUCACUUUUGAAGUUUAUGAUUAUGAUCGAUUUGGAGGAAAUGAUAUCAUAGGAAAAGCAACCAUUGCAUUGGGAACACUUACGAGAGGAAUUCCUGAACGCGUUGAUUUGAAAUUAACCUACUCCAAGAAGGGUUUGUUAACUGUUGAACUAUUGGCAGAAGAUUUUGGUCAAAAUCCACCUCAACAACAAGGUUUUCCUCAACAGCAACAACAACAACCAUACGGAUAUCCACCUCAACAAGGAUAUGGCUACCCACCACAGCAACAACCUUAUGGUGGCUAUCCACCUCAACAACCUUAUGGAGGUUAUCCUCCUCAACAACCUUAUGGCGGCUAUCCACCACAACAACCUCCUUAUGGUGGCUAUCCUCCAUAUCCAAUAAUUACAAAAGAGAGUUUACACUUGUGUGUCCUUUUGAUUUCUUCUUAG
Naegleria fowleri is the source of this 633-nucleotide messenger RNA. RefSeq lists its product as uncharacterized. Bases 1 to 633 code for a protein of 210 amino acids. The transcript is spliced from 3 exons. NCBI's taxonomy places the organism in Eukaryota, Heterolobosea, Eutetramitea, Acrasida, Naegleriidae. The record is from RefSeq and is a predicted model, not a curated record. Gene Ontology annotation, cellular component: membrane.